GUGUACAAGUCGAACCGUGUUGCAGAGUUGCUGUUGUUUAUUCCGUGGUCUCCAUAGCGAUCAUCGUCGGAAUAUUUCUCUACCGACAGCAGAUUGAUUCAAAAACAAUCAAAGUGAGAGUAAGUGGAACACCCUUCCUUAAAAUGCAGCCAUCAUAUAACAAACGUUCAUCACAUGAAGCAUUCGGAAAUAUGACAAAAACAGCAGGAACUCAAGCAAAAAACAUUUAUUUCUACAAUCCCCAGUUUUAUCACGUGUUUACUGACUGGAUUUUAGAUACCUGGGGUACGUCAAAGAAAUUUGAGAGAUGUCCCGUCUCUGAUUGUAUUGUCACAAAAGGGGAGGUCCCUAUGGAACAAAUUGAUGCGAUUAUUUUUAAGCCAAGAGAUAUGUCCGACUGUCCACCAAACAAACCCCCUGGUCAAGUGUGGAUAUUUGCUGAAUUUGAAACACCACACUACUAUUUUCAAAGUAAGUGCUUUUACGAACUAAAAAAUAAAAUUAACUGGACGAUGACGUAUCGGCGUGAUGCUGAUUUCCCUAUUGCACAUGGUUAUUUCAGGAAAAGCGACAAACCAAAAUACACCCAGAAGGAUCUGGACGAUAUUUAUGCUAAGAAAAACAAAACAGCUGUGGUUUUCAUAAGUCAUUGUCCCACUGUUGGCAAACGGUUGACAUUUAUCGAACUGUUGCGGUCGCAUGGUAUACAGGUGGACAUUUUUGGUUCAUGUGGAGUUAUGUCAGUAGAGUGCAAUAACGAAGACCGCUACUUGUUGUCCUUCAACGUAUCAGGGAUAGUAAAACCCGAUUGCUUCAGCACUGUUCUGUCACAGUACAAGUUUUUCCUGUCGUUAGAAAAUUCCCUCUGCAUGGAUUAUACCACAGAAAAAUCCCUUCAUCGUGUUAUGCGCCACCCUAUUCUGCCGGUGAUUCGAGAUGGGAGCAACGCCACCAUCUUUCAUCCUCCUCAUUCUUAUAUCUACACGGGCGAUUUCAAAUCUGUACAGGAACUAGCUCAACACAUGAAGAUGUUGGAUGGCAACAAGACCGCGUAUUUGGAAUAUUUUAAGUGGAAACAACAUUACCAUACUGAAGAUAUGUACCAGGAAUGGAAUUCAGCAUUUUGCAGAUUAUGUGAAAGACUGCACAACCCUGAAGACUACAGGCGUGUUUAUCGUGAUAUCGCAGCUUGGCACAUAUCACCCAGAGGCAAACAUGCAUGCCAUGCACCUACGGAUCUCUAAUAGUAAACUUAAGAAGUUUGGUUUGAGAGACCAGGUUAAAUACAUUGAUUAUCUAAAUUAACAUAAUAAACGAUUAGUAAAGAAAAAUGCACCCCGUACAUAGAAACAGGAGACCUACUGGGUAUUUAGUUAAGGUUGGAAGGACGUGAACAAUACGAUCGCAGAAACGCCUUGCGUUUUUAGAAAGUUUCUCUAUCAGCCGAUCAACUCCUGAACACAAAUUUGUCGUAGAAAUAAAUAAAAAUGGAAGUCAUCGGGAGGAUCAGUACUUGUGAUCAUGCCCGCUAACAAACUCUUUUUUAAACAAAUAAUGAAAAUGUCUCUAAGAUAUCCAGGAAGGACCCCGUGCCAAUGCAGAUUAGUUUCAAUAUUUGAGAAUAUUUUAUAAAUAUUAAUGGUGGACUUGACCAUAGAAUUGGAAUCAUUUGAGGUACGCCCAUAUCUCGAUAUUUGUAUACAGAUAGUAAAAAUCACUGACAAUGGAACCUUGCAAUAUAAACUCUUCCAUAUAGAUAUUCUCAUUUUUCAAAUUAACAUAGGUUGAUCAAAAUGAUAUCGCUAAGGCGACAGCAAUGAAUCGUCUAGGGACGGAAGAGAACGUUAUUGACGUUUUAUAAACGGCGUACAUGGCAAUAUAAAAAUGCUGAUUAUAAAUACGUCAAUAACUUAAUAAAUAUAAACUUUAUUUAUUUCACAACAAUU
This is a messenger RNA of Mizuhopecten yessoensis (Yesso scallop), 1946 nucleotides long. RefSeq names its product alpha-(1,3)-fucosyltransferase C-like. The record is from RefSeq and is a predicted model, not a curated record. The transcript has a single exon. Lineage: Eukaryota; Metazoa; Mollusca; Bivalvia; Pectinida; Pectinidae. Bases 144 to 1244 code for a protein of 366 amino acids. Gene Ontology annotation, cellular component: membrane. Gene Ontology annotation, molecular function: alpha-(1->3)-fucosyltransferase activity.